Molecule: messenger RNA, 1194 nt
Organism: Naegleria gruberi
Lineage: Eukaryota; Heterolobosea; Eutetramitea; Acrasida; Naegleriidae
Exons: 1
Coding region: 1-1194 (397 amino acids)
Source: RefSeq, a predicted model, not a curated record
AUGAUUGAAUAUUUCCAUAAUCAAUCUUCGAAUGUUGAAUUAUUCAUUCUUCAGGCACUCAAGUUUGCUCAAAGUCAUAACACUUCUAUUUUAUUCUAUAUUACUUUGGAUUUUAUUCAAUUCAAGUUACUGACAGGUUUCAACAAUCAAAUAGCCUGCCAACAAAUAUAUUCUUUAAUUCGUAAAUGUGAACAAUUACAACAACAAAACUCAUUGGAUCUUUAUGAUCAAUCUAAACCUUUGUUGUUAACUGAAAUAUUUCCAAAAUCAUUAUUAACCAAUGUCAAAGCUCAUUUCUACAGACUUAUUGGAGAUAAGAUGUUGUAUAGUUGUCACAAUAGACUUUCAAUCAAGAAUCAAACAUCUUCUAUUGGUUAUACCAAGUCCAGUCUCGAUUUAUAUAGCGACUAUGAAUUACUAUCUUCGAGGUCUAUUCCAACAUCAGAUAGUUCAUGUUACCGAUUGCUUAUUACUCACUUUAUUGAGUUGAGAGAUAGAGAAAAUGUAAAUUUACUAAUGAAUCAAUACAAAAAUAUCAUGGAUAAUACACUGGUAAUAGAUACAUGUGAUUUAUUAUAUUUGGAAUCUUUAAUAGCCUAUCAUCUUGACAAUAACAUACACGAGUCUGUCACAAAGAUGAAACUCUGUUUUCAAUCAUCAACAGAAUUCAAUUUUAUCCAGCUAGUAACUGUAUAUUUAACAAAUUGUGAGCUGUUAAAGAAUGAAGAAACCACUGCCCUAAUUCUUCCUUAUUUAUUGAAAGCUAUUGAUUUCUGUGAAAAGAAUCAUUUUGAAACUCACAAAAACAGAUUAUUAUUAUAUUUAUACAAGGAUGUUGAUUAUCUGACUAAUUCUUCACAUAUUCUCACUCAUGGAUCUAAAACUGAUAUUGCCUAUUAUCAUGAAUUACGUGGAUUAAAACACAAUAGAGUGGAUGAUUUGAAAGUAUCCUUAUCACACUAUCUGAAAUCAUUUUGUUUACACAAGAGCCAACAAUUGUGUUACAAAUUGGCUCAUCUAACAAAGGAUGUAUCCUAUUGCAAACUUUACACUUCCAUUCAUAGAGAACUUGUUUCUCUGAACACUCUCAACUUACUCCGAAAUGAAACACCUCUCUCCAUUGAUACUCAAAUGGAUAGAUCAAUAUCAUAUUUUAAAACACUUAUUCAAUCACUAUUGAAAGAAUUACCUUAA